GUCAGACAGAGUGUUCGUGUGUUGCCAUAACUUACGUUGUUAUACUUUUGAGGUAACGAGAACGAAGGUUUGGGAAUAUAAAUAGGAUUUCUGGCCUAUAUAUGAUACGGUGACGUAUACAGGUUAAUGAAAAGGAAGAGCAAAGACCUAUAAUUGAUGUGGAUGUCUCAAACUCUAUGUGACCUGGAAGAAUGAGUCAUAAAUGUGCUCCAAAAACCUGGGUCAAGUUAAGCAGAUCAUUUCAUCUGAGCCAGACACAUGCCCGCAAGUCUGCAGCAUCACCUCCCUGGUCUGGUACCUCUCCCUGCAGGGUCCAUGUACAACCACCCUAUUGCUACAAGGUUGGCUAUCUCAGCUGGAGGCACAUCCAUCACCUUCGGGUCACUGGGCGAAAGGGAUGGAUCUGUAAAGCUAACCAGGCUAGACAAAGGCUUGGACUCCACACCAGCACCUUGUACUUGAACACUUCAGCGUCCCGGUGGUCUGCCGGUCUGAGCCAACAAAUGUCGCGGGUCAGGAACACACUGGACACAGUCUCUAAAGCUGUGAGUGGGACACACACAGAACUUCUCUCCAAAAUCGCCAAACUCAAGCCUAAUGCUUUGAAAGGUUGGAAAAAGGCGGAGACAAGUGUUGAGUCGGCCCCAAAAGCUGAGGAGAGUCUUGUCACACCUACUCCUGCUCUCACGAAAGCUGCACCCUCUUCUACGUCUACUCCACCUAAACCUGUAUCUAACUCGUCUUCUACCAGACCUUCUAUUCCUACGUCUGCUGCUACCUCUGAUGCAAAUGCCACUACAGCCACACAUUCUCACAACCCUACCCAAGCGACUGUCCCUGCAACAAUUCUGACUGUGGGUGAACUUAAGGAGAAAAGGCUGAGACGUGUUGUUCCCACUGUCAAAGCCGGUUCUGCCAGGAAACAAGAGGAGCUUAAACCUUCACCGAGCGAUUCUGAGAGCAAGAGCACAACUUCCGAACAAACCACAGCACUUUUCCAUCCCAGUACAUUUUCAGUGAGCCUGGAUGAGACUUACAACUAUCUGUCCCAUCACAUCAACUCCUACUUUGGCAGCAGUACAAACGACAAGAAAGGGGACAAUGUUUACUCCUCCUCUGCCUCCUCUCAGGGUCCACAAACUAGUGACCUCAUGCCAGUUCCUGGUAAAACAGCCUCUGCUGCUCCAGUUACCCCACCUUCCACGAAGAAGGGUUUAGGACACUACCUGUCCUACUCAGCUCCCACUGUACAAGCCUUUGUAGGAAGCUACAUUGCUCCCCUGGUCCCAAGGUUUAGGACAGUAGAGUCCAAAAGUGCUACUGUGGAGGAAAAUAAGUCUGUGGUUGCACCAGUCAAACAGAUGGAGGCCAAAAUUAGUAAGGAGCAGAAGACUGCAGAGGAGAAGGCCAAAAAACUACUACUUCAAAGAGAGAAGAUCAUUGCCAGGUUGAGUGUGGACAAUCGAACUCGGGGUCUGGUUCAGGCUCUCCACAGGGCUUCAGAUGUAAGGGUCUACAUCAACAGGGUGGAGGACCUCAACUACCAUCUCCUGGAGUUUCCAGAGACCAGUGGUGUUGCAGUCAAGGAGCAGGUCAUCCCUUGCCUGCUGCGUCUGAAACAAGCCAGUGAUCCGGGCCUGAGGGCAGCAGUCAGAGAAGCCCUCGCUCUGGUGGGCUACAAUAAACCUGUGAAAGGCCGGGGCAUACGGAUCCUGACCGUAGAUGGAGGAGGGUUAAGGGGACUUGUUGCUCUUCAGACGUUACACAAGCUGGAGGCCCUGACCGGAAAACCCAUUUACAAACUGUUUGAUUAUAUUUGUGGUGUCAGCACAGGUGCUAUCUUAGGGUUCAUGCUAGGUGUGUUCCAAAUCCCACUGAACGAGUGCGACGAUCUUUACCGGAAGUUGGGUUCCGAUGUCUUCAAGCAGAACGUCAUUGUUGGGACCGUAAAGAUGGGCUGGAACCAUGCUUUCUACGACAGCGAACCCUGGGAGAACAUCCUCAAAGAGAGAAUGGGCUCUCAGCUCCUGGUGGAAACUACAAGAAACCCUGAAUGCCCCAAGGUGGCAGCGGUGAGCACCGUGGUGAACCGCGGCAUUCCUCUCAAGGCUUAUGUGUUCAGGAACUACAACCUGCUGCCCGGGGUGCGCUCUCACUACCUGGGGGGUUCCCACCACCAGCUCUGGCAGGCCAUCCGUGCCACGUCAGCCGCACCUGGGUACUUCCAGGAGUUCACGUUGGGAAACGAUCUCCACCAGGAUGGAGGUCUGCUGAUUAACAACCCCACAGCACUGGCCAUCCACGAGUGUAAGUGUUUGUGGCCCAACACGCCCCUGGAGUGUGUGGUCUCGCUCGGCACGGGCCGCUUUGAAACUUCCGGCAAGAACAGCGCCACCUACACGAGCCUCAAAGCCAAACUCACCAAUGUUAUCAGCAGCGCCACAGACACUGAGGAGGUUCACGCCAUGCUCGACGCCUUCCUCCCUCCCGACACUUAUUUCCGCUUCAACCCCUACAUGAGCGAGGACAUCACCAUGGACGAGAACCGCCACGAGAAGCUGAACCUGCUGCAGACCGACGGCAUCCGUUACCUGGAGAGGAACGAGGAGAAGCUGCAGAAAGUCGCUCGCAUCCUCACCCGAGAGAAAAGCUCCGUCCAGAAGAUGACGGAGUGGGCCAGGCUCAGGGCUGACAUGUAUAACUUUAAAUCCUCCAAGCUGUAAAUCCAACGCUGGCAACAUUUACCUCAAAUGGAAACACUGUCAUAGUUGUUGACUCGUUGAGCUGUAGCUUUGAAAAAAAACCUGUAAACGCAGUAGGUGAUGUGUCCAACAUGUAAAAACACUACCUUCCUCCUCACUCUGACUUCACACUUUGAUUGUGUCUGGUUGUCAUUGUGGUUGGCAGCACUCAACGUAGCAAUCAGUUGCAUUAAAAGAAAAUAUGGCAAAUGACAUUUGGGUUUGGGAACUCCCUAAAUAGGGGUUUCACUGUCAGCUAGCCAAUGCGGCUUGUAUCCUUAAAGGAAUAGUUCAACAAUUUGGGAAACAAUCUUGUUUGCUUUCUUGCCAAAAGUUAGACGAGAAGUUUGAUGGCACGUUAAGAUGAGAAUUGUAUCAAUCUUCUCAUCUAACUUUUGUCAAGAAAGCAGUUAAAAAUAUUUCCUUAAAAAAGAUAGAACACUGUAAAGUUCUACAGUAGCCAGUAAUGGACUGUUUUACCAAGUGAGCACUAUUUAAGCACUUGUUUUUCCUUUUAAAGAUGUUAUGACCGCUAAUAUAUCCUCACAGAAAUGAUUAGAUGGGAUAUAUGUGUUAUUGAAAUGCAGUAUUUGUUAAGAUGAGCUGCAAAUCUGUGACACUGUAAAACACCAAUACUGUAUCAAGUAUUAAGAAGAAGAAAAAAAAAUCCCUCUUAUUUUUUGUAAAUGGAUCUAUUUGGGGACUAAUUAUCAAAUGUAAUGACUCAAAUGUGCACCUCUUAACAAAGCAGCUACUGAUAAUAGUAAUAAUUGGUACAUGGGGGCCCACUUCAAGAAUUACAGUAUUGUAGAGUUCUUUGUAAAUGCAUGUUAUAUUUAAGAUUUUACAGAAAGAAAAGUACAUACCUAGCAGAAAACUUUAAAGAAGUGUGUGUUGCAAAGAUUUACCUCAAUAUUUAUUUCUAAAAUACUUGUAAUGAUUAGUAAAUAUGAAUAGCAGAUAAAUAUAAAAUGGAGGCACGCUGGUAUAAGGAUGUAACUUUUAUGUGUUGUUUUAGCCUCAGGAGUAUUUUACGUUCACUUGUUUCAAACGCUUUUAUCCUUACGUGCUUGAGUGUUUGCUUUUAUGGAUUCCCCACAGGCGAUGCAAUUUUUUCCUGCUCUUUUCUUCAGGGAGCUUUUCUUUUCAACCUUUGAAGUGCUGUGUGUCAGACCCCGCUCUCCUGUACUAUGACGCUUUCUUUAAAAUCACUCAGGUCAUAGCUUAGGGACUGGUUUAAAACAAAUUGCUGCUUGAUUGAUUUGUCAUGGCUUAAAUGAUUUUAAUGACAUGUUCAGCUUAAAAAAAAAAAAAAAAAAAAAAAAAAAAAAAAUGCACUUCAGACAUUCAUGCCUAACCUGGUCACGUACUGUAAAACAGAGACGGCAGUGUGUCGGUCACUCCCUGAGGACCUGAGGUGAAGUGGAUGCUGAUUUUUACCCAGAUUAAUGUAAUUCCACUGUUCUGUUGAUGAUGUGUAAAGACUGUUUGAGAGUGUAUGUAAUUAAAACC
Messenger RNA from Anoplopoma fimbria (sablefish), 4253 nucleotides. Its product is annotated as calcium-independent phospholipase A2-gamma-like. NCBI's taxonomy places the organism in Eukaryota, Metazoa, Chordata, Actinopteri, Perciformes, Anoplopomatidae. Gene Ontology annotation, cellular component: membrane. The transcript has 10 exons. The record is from RefSeq and is a predicted model, not a curated record. The coding region runs from base 192 to 2723 and encodes 843 amino acids. Gene Ontology annotation, biological process: arachidonate metabolic process.